AUGUCAAAAAAGCUUAAGAGAACAGAUCUUUUUGCUAAGGAUGUAGGUUCGCUGCUUUAUGCUUAUGGAGACGUUGCUCAACCACUACCAGAAACUGUGCAAUGUCUGGAUGAGCUAGUCUCUGGAUACUUGGUAGAUAUUUGUUCUGCUGCUUAUAGAACGGCUCAAGGUUCAAGAAGGAGUAAGCUAAAGCUAGAAGAUUUCAAGUUUGCCAUACGACGGGAUCCCAUCAAGUUAGGCAGAGCUGAAGAGCUUAUUGCUACUAAUAAGCUUAUUACGGAGGCUAAGAGACAGUUCAAUGGUACAGAUAAUCAGAACUUAAAACGAUUCAGAGAGGGAGAAGAAGAUGACGAGUAUCAGGAUGGUGAUAUGGACAAUGAGGACGAUUUAGAGGCUGGUGAAGCCGCUACGACGUCUAAUGGUAAGACAACCAAGCAAAAGUCUACAAAAGGCAAGCACAGCAAGAAGUCAAAACAACAUUAA
Torulaspora delbrueckii is the source of this 483-nucleotide messenger RNA. RefSeq names its product Taf13p (gene TAF13). Gene Ontology annotation, biological process: RNA polymerase II preinitiation complex assembly; transcription by RNA polymerase II. The coding region runs from base 1 to 483 and encodes 160 amino acids. The record is from RefSeq and is a predicted model, not a curated record. Gene Ontology annotation, cellular component: transcription factor TFIID complex. Gene Ontology annotation, molecular function: protein heterodimerization activity. Lineage: Eukaryota; Fungi; Ascomycota; Saccharomycetes; Saccharomycetales; Saccharomycetaceae. The transcript has a single exon.